Molecule: messenger RNA, 1209 nt
Organism: Thyridium curvatum
Lineage: Eukaryota; Fungi; Ascomycota; Sordariomycetes; Thyridiales; Thyridiaceae
Exons: 2
Coding region: 1-1209 (402 amino acids)
Molecular function (GO): oxidoreductase activity, acting on paired donors, with incorporation or reduction of molecular oxygen; heme binding; monooxygenase activity
Source: RefSeq, a predicted model, not a curated record
AUGGGUAACAUAUUGCGCGCUACCUUCUUCGCGGCUGUUCUCUCACCUUUCACUGCAUGGGUUUGCCUGGAGGCCACAAAGCACCGGAACGCAAGCGGCCCGUACAUGAGCUGGCCCACGAGGUGGUACAUACUACUGGCUAUCGGCACCGUGAUCCUCCAGAUCAGCCUCAUCGAGCGUCUCCGGUAUCACCUGCGUGCCCGUGCCAAAGGCUGCCUCAGUGCCCCGUGCUAUCCGCACAAGGAUCCGUUCCUCGGCCUCGACCUCCUUAUUCCCGUCAUCCGCGCCUUCAAGGAGAACACGGUCAUCUACAACUUCCAGAGGAGGUUUGAGAAAUAUGGCCACACCCAUUGGAGUAUCGCAUUCACUGACUGGACCAUCAACACCGAGGACCCUGAGAACAUCAAGGCUAUCCUCACCAACAUUGACGACUUUCCCAUCGCCGGACCGAGACUGCACACGGUGCUCCCGCUGUUGGGAUCCGAGAGCAUCUUCGCGAGCAAUGGACAAGCGUGGCACAAUGCCAGGUCCAUGUUGCGGCCGACCUUUGUGCGAGACCAGAUUGCUGAUCUGGAGUGCUUCGACCGCCAUAUCAGCAACCUAUUGCGAGCCAUCCCGAGGGACGGAAGUACCUUUGACAUGCAAAAGCUUCUCUUGGAUAUGACUAUGGAUUCUUCGACGGACUUCAUGUUGGGCUACUCUACCAACUUGUUGAUAAAGCCGCUGCCCGAGGCGAGGAAGUUUAUCCAGGCUUUCGAGUACGUGUCUGCGACCAUGGGACGUCGGGGAUCGACGGGGACGGCCUUCCUCCCGAGUCGGGAGCUUGACGACCAGAUCAAGAUCAUUCAGAGCUUCGUGGAAUCUUACAUGGUAAAGGCCCUCGCGGACGGGAGAAAACAUGCUAGGGAGCGAAAGUAUGUGUUUCUAGAUGCCAUGGCCGACUCGGGCGCAUCCAUGGAGUACAUCCGUGAUCAAGUGCUCUCCAUCAUCAUUGCUGGCCGCGACACGACAGCUGGAGCCAUCAGCAGCACCAUCUACUUUCUCGCUCGACACCCGGAGGUCGUCGCCAAGGUUAGGGAAGAGGUCCUCGAGCUAAAUGAAAAGAAUCCAUCAUGGGAGCAGUUGAAGAACAUGAGCUAUCUUUCCAACACCAUCAAAGAAGGUAGCGUCAAUAUUGCCCCCUUAAACUCUCCCCCCUCACAUGUCUGA